AUGAUUUGGUUUGGCAAGGAUAAUAAAGAAGCGGAGUCGAAUGACAACCACCGCGCAGGUAAAGAGAAAGAUGUGAUUGCACUGGAAGAGAUGUUUGUGGACCAUUCCAGUUUAUCGUCGCAGUCGGAAAAACAGUCCAAUGCAGGCUGGGGCAAGACGCAUAGAACAUUGCAAAACCGUCACGUGCAGCUCAUUGCCAUUGGUGGAAGUAUAGGGUAUGUUUACCAAGAUUUGAAAAGGCCUUGAUCUUUUCCUUUACUUGUUUGUUUGCUUGUUUUUUUUUUUUGCAAAAGAGUACUAACAUUCAGUUUCUUUUUCUUUCCAGAACUGGUCUUUUCGUUACUAUUGGUACCACUGGGUUGACCGCUGGAGGCCCGCUUGGGCUCUUGUUGUCGUACUUGUUGGCAACAAUCAUGAUUAUGUUGUUGACCACGGCUAUGGGAGAAAUGGUCUCGUACAUGCCGGUGAACUCGCCUUUUUUAAAUAUGGCCGGAAGAGUCAUUGAUCCUGCUUUUGAAGCUGCCGCCUCGGUCAAUUUCUGGAUCAUGCAGAGUCUUUACAUUCCCUUUGAAAUCACUGCAGUCAACGGUGUUAUCCACUUUUGGCGUGACGACUACUCGCCCGCAAUCACCUUGUGCAUUCAAAUCGCCGUCUACGCUGCCAUUAAUCUUUACGCCGUGAGGAUCUUUGGUGAAUGUGAGUUUUGGUUUUCCCUUUGCAAAUUGGUCUUGUGUAUUGGGUUGUUUUUUUUCACGCUCAUCACCAUGUGCGGAGGUAACCCAAAAGGCGAUGCGUUUGGCUUUCGAAACUGGCACGUUGCAGGCGGACCCAUUGGCGUGAUGUAUACAACGGGGAGCUUGGGUCGAUUUCAAGGAUUCUUGUAUAGUCUCAGAAACAGUGCCUCGUUCACGUGUGUUGGCUCGGAGUACCUCUCGAUGACCGCGUCCGAGCUGGUCAAUCCGAGAUACAAUAUGCCAAUUGCGUUUAGAACUGUGUUGUACCGUUUGGUGGUUUUCUACGUUGGCGGUGCCUUGUGUGUCGGUAUCUUGAUCGCUUACAACGAUCCCCAGUAUGUCAAGUUGAGUUCAGCCAGCUCCAACGGUGCCUCGUCUCCAUAUGUGGUUGCCAUGCAGAACUUGGGCAUCAAAGUCUUGCCCCACAUCACCAACGGGAUCAUUUUGACAUCUGCGUUCCUGGCUGGCUGUUCUUACACCUAUACCUCAUCGCGUUGCUUGUACAAUUUGGCCGUCAAGGGUUUUGUCCCUUCGUUUUUCAAGAAAUGCACCAAGCAAGGUGUGCCAAUCUUUUGUGUGUUUGUUUCCAUUUGUUUCUCGUUGUUGUCGUUGAUGCAAUUGGGAGAUGCCGGAACCAAGGUGUUGAACUUUAUGGUUAAUUUGUGUACUGGGUCGCAGAUUUUGAACUAUGCCUUUAUGUGUAUCACCUACAUUGGUUUCUACUUUGCAUGCAAGGCGCAGGGAGUCGACCGUUCCAAGUUUACAUACAGAGCAUGGUUCCAACCUUAUUUGAUUUAUAUUGCCACGGGAUACUACAUCAUCAUGGUUGUUAUCUUGGGCUACCAUGUGCUUAUGCCCGGUCGUUGGCUGAUUGAUGACUUUUUGUUCAGUUACAUUAUGAUUUUCGUUUCGUUGGCGGUGUUUAUUGCGUGGAAGUUGAUCAAGAAAACCAAGUUUGUCAAGCCUUCGGAAGCGGAUUUGACGAGUGGAUUGGACGAGAUUGAGGCUCAUGAGUUUGAGUACAAUGCGCAAAAGGGAGACGAGCAGGAAGCGGAAACCGGGUUCAAAGGAAAGAUCAAGGGCAUCUUGCAUUGGGUAUUCUGA
Messenger RNA from Lodderomyces beijingensis, 1838 nucleotides. The record is from the annotation of a GenBank genome assembly. NCBI's taxonomy places the organism in Eukaryota, Fungi, Ascomycota, Pichiomycetes, Serinales, Debaryomycetaceae.